Molecule: messenger RNA, 765 nt
Organism: Erigeron canadensis
Lineage: Eukaryota; Viridiplantae; Streptophyta; Magnoliopsida; Asterales; Asteraceae
Product: ubiquitin-NEDD8-like protein RUB2
Exons: 3
Coding region: 111-575 (154 amino acids)
Biological process (GO): protein ubiquitination; modification-dependent protein catabolic process
Cellular component (GO): nucleus; cytoplasm
Molecular function (GO): ubiquitin protein ligase binding; protein tag activity
Source: RefSeq, a predicted model, not a curated record
GAAAAGCAGCCCUCAAAAAAGGUAUAAUAAUAAUCAGUCUGUUUUUGAACAUCGAUCAGAACCCUUUUUCUUUUUGGCUAGUUCAAUUUCGAUACCAAAGAAAAAAAAAGAUGCAGAUAUUCGUGAAAACCCUAACUGGAAAAACAAUCACUCUUGAAGUUGAAAGUAGCGAUACUUUUGACAAUGUUAAAGCCAAGAUCCAGGACAAAGAAGGCAUUCCUCCGGACCAGCAGAGAUUGAUUUUUGCUGGGAAACAGUUGGAGGAUGGUCGAACUCUUGCAGACUACAACAUCCAGAAGGAGUCAACACUUCAUCUGGUUCUUAGGCUUAGGGGAGGAACUAUGAUCAAGGUCAAGACUCUAACUGGGAAAGAAAUUGAAAUUGAUAUCGAACCAACCGAUACUAUUGAUCGCAUCAAGGAAAGAGUUGAAGAGAAGGAAGGAAUUCCUCCUGUACAACAAAGGCUCAUUUAUGCUGGAAAGCAGCUUGCAGAUGAUAAGACGGCAAAAGACUAUAAUAUUGAAGGGGGUUCAGUACUUCAUCUUGUUCUUGCUCUAAGGGGUGGUAACCUUUAAAAUUAUACAUUUGAAGAUGAAAUGCGAGUGUAGUUAAGGUUGCAAGUGAACUUUGUAUAUGGCUGCCUUAGUGGUAUUUGAGUUUAAUUUUACUUAUCUGCAGAUUAAUCUGAUGAGAUGUUGCAUCAAUAUGCGCUUAAUGUUACUUCAAAUGAACUUGUGUUAAUUUUCUAUGGAAAUUGGUUAUUAA